CACACGCGCAGUUUAUUUUUCUCUGCAACACACAGUCGGUCUAGACAUUAACAUUCAACGCGUCGCCGACUUAAACUACUAUAAAUUACCUGGAACCUCUUCGUCUUCCAUCCCCUCUCCAUCGAACGCCACUGUUCCCUCUCGGACCAACUGCUUCGUCUACCCCUCUUUGCACACACUCACGUAGACGAGAACUCUUUCCCUCCCGAACCACUCGAAGUUUUGCGAAAGAACUAUUUGCCUGUGUCAAUCAUGGCUGUGCGAGCACAGUUCGAAAACUCCAACGAAGUCGGUGUCUUCGCAAAUCUCACCAACUCCUACUGCCUCGUCGCCAUCGGCGCAUCCGAAAACUUCUACUCCAUAUUCGAAUCCGAACUUGCAGACCUCAUUCCUAUCGCACACUGUACCAUCGCGGGCACCCGUAUCGUCGGUCGUCUGACUUCAGGCAACAAGAAUGGCUUGCUAGUCCCCGUAUCCACCACCGAUCAAGAAUUACAACACCUGCGGAAUACAUUACCGGACUCUGUGAAAAUAGAAAGAAUCGAGGAGAGAUUAUCGGCACUGGGGAAUGUAAUAGCAGCGAAUGACCACGUCGCGCUCGUCCACCCAGACAUCGAACGAGAAACCGAAGAAAUCAUUGCAGAUGCUCUAGGCGUCGAAGUCUUCAGACAAACGAUUGCCGGAAACGUCUUGACAGGCUCCUACCUGUCUCUCUCGAAUCAAGGCGGCAUCGUCCAUCCCAAGACAAGUAUCCAAGAUCAAGAUGAACUCAGUUCAUUACUACAAGUACCGCUUGUGGCAGGUAGUGUGAACCGAGGAAGCUCUGUUGUGGGUGCAGGUAUGGUCGUAAAUGACUGGCUGGCAGUCACAGGAAUGGACACAACAGCCACAGAGCUGAGUGUUAUCGAAAGUGUCUUCAGACUUGGCGAAGGUGGCCCAGGUGGAUUGGACGCAAGAAUGAAUGCCAACAAGGAGAGCAUUGUCGAGAGCUUCUACUGAGUAUUGGACUGGAUUUCACCCGCGACUGCACGAUACGAAGCCCAUGGUUACUCUCAAAUCCGAAACGAGCAAUCUUGAGACGACUGUGUGCCACCAGGAAGGCCCAGUCACUGGCAAGAUCGCAGUCGAAGCGCAUCUUAACUCUCAAACUCAAGUCUCCCGCCAUAUUUAUCGUAUUCCCCGAAUAUGGGCUUCCUCUCGCACAUUUCCAUCAAAGUCCACAAGGGUUCCCGCUAUUCACGGGUCAGGCCAUUGAUUCCGCAGGCGACCAUUGAAAGAGUGGACUUUGGAAGUCAUAUGCCUACUCUGGCCAAAGUUGUCACCACGUUGGCGGAGGGCCAUCUCAGGGCCACUGGCGUAUUUAUCUCAGAACUGCGAGCGUCUGCUUCGCAUCAGACUGGCCGAGUCUCUGGCAGGUACAGCAAUGGCCAUGUCCAUGAUCAAGACCUUCGAAUUGAAUGAUAGCUAGUUACGGUGUUGCAUUGGAUGUGUGCAUCACUCUGCUCACCAUACUUUCAUACCCUGUCGAGCCUCUCAAGGCAAAUCAAAAUCUGCCGGGCCGAGAAGCCUUCAAUAUGCUUCCUGCUCUAAGAAAUUCUGCAUACUUCUCUUCUUCCUCGCAUCUUGAUGGACCUAGUUAGGAGCCCCA
This is a messenger RNA of Exophiala xenobiotica, 1648 nucleotides long. Its product is annotated as eukaryotic translation initiation factor 6. Gene Ontology annotation, biological process: cytosolic ribosome assembly; ribosomal subunit export from nucleus; maturation of LSU-rRNA. The transcript is spliced from 3 exons. Gene Ontology annotation, molecular function: ribosomal large subunit binding. The coding region runs from base 253 to 999 and encodes 248 amino acids. Gene Ontology annotation, cellular component: nucleolus; cytosol; preribosome, large subunit precursor. The record is from RefSeq and is a predicted model, not a curated record. NCBI's taxonomy places the organism in Eukaryota, Fungi, Ascomycota, Eurotiomycetes, Chaetothyriales, Herpotrichiellaceae.